AGUCUUUACAUAUUGAUAUAUUUAAAAUUCAAAAUAAAUAGAUGAAUAAAUAGAUAAAUAAAUAAAACUGUUGGAUGUACAUAGUGUAUUUUCAUGAUAGCAGUGUUUCAUAUGGCCUGAAUGGGACCACACUCAUCAGGUAAAGUGAUACAGACAACAAACUACUACUACUAUUGAUAUAUGAAGUUUUGUUCAGCAAAAAGUUUUUAUGAUGACAAAGCAGUCUUAUUUGUUAUUUAUAUCUAAAGAUUUUGCUUAAUUUGUUUACUCCCAGUGAUGUCAUCAUGGAAUGGYUCUGGGGUGAGGUAUUAGGAACCUUUAGAUUUGAGAAGGAGAACAAAGACAAGUACGUGUUGUGGCCGUGCAUCUACAUUGUGUAUGUGUGAGCUAGUGUAACAAUGUCAUGGCACAGGAAAGUCAUUGUCUGCCACUCGUUGACAAUGAAAUUUUGACAAAAAGUCGUUCAGAAGAAAACAAGUUUUCAGAGACAUGGUAAAACGCGAGUUAUUCAUUUGGCAAAAAGAUCCUGACUUCUUAUUAAAUAGAGAGGUACUUGUAAAAAUGCUUUUCCAGUUUAAAAGUAGAUCAAAGGAAAGGGGGUUGGCGUUGGAUAAAAUUGCCAGCUAUCUCAACCAAGUGGAGAUGAAAGUCACCAAAUGUUCAACGAGAGAACAUUUUCAAAAGUUAUAUAACGAUUUCAAGAGAAAAGAAGUCACAAGAGAAGAAAGCAAGUGGAGAUAAAGUUGAGUGUGAUGAAGUGCAUCAGGCUUUAACAGAUAUCGAUGAUCUYAUUGUCAAUUAUGAAGAGGAAAGAGAUGAUAAAAACUAAAAGCAGCAAACAGAGAAAAUGCAAAAAAGAGCUUAAUCCGAGAAAUUGUGCAAGACCAAAAAAACAAAGAUGAGCAGUGGCAAUGAUGAUGUGCUUGGUGAUGAAAAAUCAACUCCAAAUAAAAAAGGAACAGCAUGACAGACCUGCUAGAGCAGUCCCUUGCAAAGAAGACAAAAGAAAAUGCUGACCAGCAUCCACUCAGACAGAGGGAGCUGGACAUUAGAGCUGAGGAAGUGCAGCAACAGCAGCAAUUUCAAGCCAUGCURCUACAACAGCAACAACAGUUUCAGCAGCAACAACAAGUAAUGCAUAUGGCCAUGAUCAAUACCCUCUCUGAGUUACUUAAAAACAAAUAAGAGAAUGCAUAAUUGCUAUAAUUGUGUUUAUUUAGAAUACACUUUUAUAAUUGCACUUYCUUUCUUUUACGUGACAGAAAAAAAAUAUUUAUUAAAGUAAUAUCAAUGAUAUUCCAUUUUUGAAGUUCUUGACUUUUAUCGCCAGUAAGGAAUAAGAACAACACAACGAAAGAGCUUUAAUAGUAAACAACAAAAUGGCAAGUGAAACGAGAAUAAUAAUAAACAGGCAUCACUCGUGUGAGCUCGCACAUAAACUAAUAUCAGUCUGCAGGUCAAAGAAACCUGCUGGCAUAUGUUACAGGACAACAGGGAUUAAUAUUAAUUGGAUUAAUAUAAAUGAUAAUUAUAAUCCAGUCCUAGAUUGUUAUUAUCUAUUACUGGAUUAUGAUUAUCCUAUAAUAAUCUAGUAUUAUGAUAAUCUCAAGAUUUAUAUUAACCUGUGUUAUCCUGAUAUUCACUUUGUAAAUGAUUAUUUCAUUACAAGAAAAGUAAUUUAUCAAAAGACACUAUUUAUCUUGUUGGGUAAAGUAUCACUUUAUUCCAAUUAGCUUUCAUAAAUGUACAGUACUUAAAUGCACUGCAUACUGAGUUUAUACACAAUUCCUACAAUUUAUAUACAUUCAAGAAUGUACAACCCAAGUUGUUGUGCUUAUUUUGUGUUUAUAAUGAUAUCAUGGAGUCCGAUUUAAAAGGGAGAUAACUGAUAUAAUGGAGAUGAUUAUGACUAUUUGAAAAUCAAAUCCAUGGUACUGUCCAGCUCAGGAUCUUCCUCAUUGUCAUAAUCAUUAUAUCUCCAUUAUAUCAGUUAUCUCCCUAGACAUCAGAUUGCAACCUAUCCAGGUUAUCUCAAAUGCCACAUUGUUUAUUGUCACAUUCUCAUCUGUGACAUCUUGGAGAUGAUGUACAAGGACAUGCGUGGUGUGAAUUCUGCCAGAUGUAAGUUUGAAAGUUGUACCUCCUGAUGUGCAUUUUGAGACUACAGUAACAAGCUAAGCAAGCAUAUAUGGAAACUUAAAGAAGAAGACAAAGUAUAAAAUAUCUUGGAGAAUACAUAAGCAUGCAACUCCUUACAACCCAUCUUUCAAUUGCUGCAACCUGUGUUUAUGGGAGAAAUAUUUUAUAAUCUGCAAACCUAACCUAGGAACAUUAAAUAAAAGAUCUAAACUAACUUCUUCUUAUAGACACGCAAGCAAAUUCCUUUUACGAAACUUUAAAUAGCAUCCGUGUCACAUGAUUCAUGGAGAAUAGAAGCUUUAUUUAUGUACAUGGUAGCAAAAAUUGCUAAAUUGCGUACAAUACUAAUUAAAAAAUAUGUGAUAAUAAUAAUAAUAAUAAUAACAAUAAUAAAACUAUAAUAUACAUUAACUAAUUGAUUAAAAGACUACUAUAUACAAUGUAAGAAUUAGACUAAUUAGAAUAAAAGGACUAUAUAAAACCUAUAAAAGGACCUAUACAAUGUAAUCAUGUAAUAUAUCGUGUAUCAAUUAGUAACCAUUGUAGAUAAUUCAAAAUUGGGCUGUUUAUAUGACGAGUGCUGUACAAUUUCUGUGCGGUACGAAAUUAUAUAGUAAUUAAACAUGCCUUUUUUGCUGAUUUAGUGUCUCAAAAAUCAUAUAUAUAUAAAUUUCAUCAAAAAAAAUUUAAAAAGUGCUCAACAACAAUAUAAAAGCCGGAGCUGUAUAAAUUAGAAUAGAAGAUUUCAGAACAAACUACUGUUUUAAUUUUCCAUGAUGUAAUUUUCACUACAAUAUUGUUUCGUAUGGUCCAGAGUGUCACAAACUGACACUUAAUCAAAUUGUCAGACAGUAAGAACUGAAAACUUCUUUAAUCUUCUUGGUCCUCUGUAGCUAGGUCUUUUACAAUAAUACUAACUCUGAGCUGGACUCUCUCCUGACUGUUGCUGGACUGCCUCUUAUAUACAUAUAGCGUUACUAAAUAUAUCCCAUUACACUGUUACUAAMUAUAGAUAUUACAUCAUUCUAGAAAUCUCUGUAGUGUAACAUUACUCAGCAUUUCUCUAAGUCUAGAAGGAUCUGGAAAACACUUAACCAYAUGAAGAAUAUUCUAGAAAGCAUAUAACUAAAGGUUCAUAGAAAGUUCUAGAAUAAUCUAAUAAAUUACCACUUUGGCUAAACUAGAAUGUUCCAUGGGAAGAGGUCCAUCACAAGAGGACCACACUCAUCAGGUGAAACCAUUACUUGACCAUUAAAAUUUAAAGGUUUACAUUAAGUACAUGUUUAAAAUUGACGCUAAAGUAUAAAAUGACAGAUUUGUGAUAUUACAGCUACAAGUGCGUGACGGAUGAAAUGUUUAUCUGUUGUAAAAUCUUAAGAGAUAUUUUCGUCUAUGUCUACAUGUGGAUACAAGUUCAUUACGCUUAUUUAAGGUUGCUUCAUGUCAAUGGCAAAUUAUUAUAUAUUUCUCACUUAUACGUAAAUUACGUCGUUUGCUUAAAUGAUUAUAUGAUUUUGAUUUCAUUAAAAUUGACCAUUUAAGAGUGAAUUCAAUAACAUUGUCUUUUACAGCUAUUUGCAAUAAUU
This is a messenger RNA of Exaiptasia diaphana, 3725 nucleotides long. RefSeq lists its product as uncharacterized. Bases 964 to 1185 code for a protein of 73 amino acids. The transcript has 3 exons. Lineage: Eukaryota; Metazoa; Cnidaria; Anthozoa; Actiniaria; Aiptasiidae. The record is from RefSeq and is a predicted model, not a curated record.